UGUUUUACACUCUCCAUGAUUCAGUCGGGAGGAGAUGAGCGCUGCUGCUUGUACAGAGAGCAUGAAGGGUCACACAGACUGAAACACCAGGACGGGGAUCAGAUGGCUCAGAGGAUGAGUCCAGAACAGCCCACCACAGCCAGGGAGGGGAUGGUAAAGUCCGCCUCCGCAUAUGCAGACCUGCAGCAGCACCGGUCUGAGGGCAUCCACAGGAAACCGUCCCCCGUGUCCAGCUACGUCCCCCAGCCGGACUACCAUGAGGGAAACGAGGAUGAAGAUCUCAUAAAACCCAAGAAGCUGGUGAAUCCUGUCAAAGCUUCAAAAAGUCACCAGGAGCUUCACCGCGAGCUGAUGAGCAGCUGCAAACGAGGGGGAGGCAGCGUGGAGAGGAAGCCGGAGCUGCAGAGGGUUCUGGAGUCCAGGAAGAGGGACCAGCUGAUCCGGCAGAGGAAACAGGAGGACGAAGCUCGCAGGAAGAUUUCUCCUCUGGAGGCCGAGCUGCAGCGCAGACACAGGAAGCUGGAGGAGCUGGAGAAGGAGCUGGAGAAGGAGCAGGAGGAGAACCUGAAAGCUCCGGAGUUCGUCAAAGUGAAGGAGAAGCUGAGACGGACGUCGUUACACAGUAAAGAGGAGAAGGAGGUGUAGAGACAGAGUCCUGCCCGGGACAGAGAGAGAACCAGACUGUCCACAUUUAGAGGACACGCUGAGGACACGAACAUGACCCCCUGAUGUCCUCCUGUGUCUCAGAUGAAGGAAACUUGUGCCUAAACUUCAUGAAGACAUAAAACUGAGCUGCACUUUAACGAGACGAAGGAACGUCUGUUUGGUGCCGUGUUACCGUGGUACCACGUUUAUAAUUAUGAACUUUAUCAUUUAUAUCUUCUUAAUAACGAAGUCAUAAUUAUGUGAAAACACGAGAUUCAUAUCUUGUUAUUACAGGAAAACUUUAGAACUACAGAACCCAAGAUUUUAUUCACGAUUAAUAAUAACUAAUAACAAGAACACGUCUUAUAAUUAGAUGUUUAUUUACAGACGGCGUCUGUUGUUACUCGUUAACGGUUUCUAACUUCCUCUCACAGGUCACAUUAAAAAUGAGGCCUUAUUGUUCAGAUUUAUGUCCGUAGUGAAACAGUCGGUCCCUCCAGGACCUCGAGGGCCUUUUUGUGAUUUGCAGCAGCUUUUCUAAAUGUGAUGAAAGUUGGGAUGUUGUUUUUCAGCGCUUUCUUGCAAUGAAAUUGUGGAAAUAAAACAUAAGUGAGCACGCCCCUCA
Micropterus salmoides (largemouth bass) is the source of this 1270-nucleotide messenger RNA. Its product is annotated as protein FAM107B. Gene Ontology annotation, biological process: actin filament bundle assembly; regulation of actin cytoskeleton organization; actin filament polymerization. Lineage: Eukaryota; Metazoa; Chordata; Actinopteri; Centrarchiformes; Centrarchidae. The transcript has 4 exons. Gene Ontology annotation, cellular component: neuron projection; stress fiber; synapse. The record is from RefSeq and is a predicted model, not a curated record. The coding region runs from base 16 to 645 and encodes 209 amino acids.